Oldenlandia corymbosa var. corymbosa is the source of this 939-nucleotide messenger RNA. Lineage: Eukaryota; Viridiplantae; Streptophyta; Magnoliopsida; Gentianales; Rubiaceae. The record is from the annotation of a GenBank genome assembly.
AUGGCAAAAACAGGGAGGAAGACACAGAAAAAAGUCGGCGAAGCGGAGAAAAAACAGAAGGCGAGUGAAAUAGAAGAGGGAAUGGCAGAUCAGAGUACGAAUCGUUCAGUGGGGGAUGUAGAUCUGGAAGUAAGGAUACAGGAACACCACCAUAGUGGGGGCAAGGAUGCGGUGUUGCCGGAAAAUAGUGCUAGGAGGCGGGCUUCAUGGGCUGAGGUGUUAAAUUCCAAUUUGUUUCACCUGGGUAGUAAGCCAUUAGUAAUAAAACCCUGGUCAGUUGAAAAAGGGAUAAACUAUCGGGAGAUUACUAAGGUUCCUGUGUGGGUACAAUUGAGGGGUUUGGAGUUGAAAUAUUGGAAUAUUGACACUUUAAGUAGAAUGGCUAGUACGUUGGGGCUGCCAAUUAUGACUGAUGAGCUUACUGCCAGUCGAGAUAAGGUUCAAUAUGCUAGGAUUCUGGUGGAAAUGGAAAUAAAGGAGCAGGUUCCUGAACAAAUUUGUUUUGAAGAUGAGAAAGGGAAUGUGCAGGAACAGAAAGUGACUUAUGAGUGGAAGCCAGUGCAGUGUCAAGGAUGUAAGGGAUAUGGGCACUCAGGUGAACAGUGUAGGAAUAAUCAGGUGAUGAAGCAGUCUGUAAGGAAUGGGGAAAAUAGCUUAAGGAGCUUGGAAAUGACUACUGGUAAGAUAACCAGUAAUGAGGGAGAAAAGAUGAAACAGAAAGAAGUGAUGAUCCAACAGAGGCAACAGGGGUAUAAAGAGGAGAAGAUAUACAGACCAAAUGCUACAGGGAGGAAGAAUGAGAAUGUAAUUAUGGAAAAGAAGAUAUGGAAUAGCAUGUAUGAAAGAGGCAGUACAUCAGAAAACAAGGAGAUGACGGGAAUAGAAAGUGAGGAGGUGAUCGUGCAUACUCUUGACCCUGAUCCAGGGAUCCAUGAGUAA